AUGAUCGUGGAGAGGACGCCGCGGAGCCAACGCCGAAGAUCCAUCGGCGCAAGCCGCACACGGCGCCCACACCGCCCCUCAACCUUCGUCGCCGGGCGCCCACGUCGGCAGAUUCCGCGGCAAGGGCGCGGCAAGGCACGCAAAAAACACGCCGUGGUUCAGAAGCAGCUUGUGCGUGAGGAGGCGCCGGGCACUUGUUCUCCCGGGCGGCCCGCCGGCCUGGCCGGGGUGGAGGCACCCGGGCCCGAUUUUGGUAAACAACUGGCUCGGUUCCUUCGUGGUUUGUUCGGUCUCCCGAGCCCUGGGCCGUUCCCCGCCCCUAACGGCAAUGUGGGCGUUUUCCCUCGUCCGUUGGAUGAGGACGGGCCCUUAUUUUCCUUGUUUUGCCUUCUUUGCUUCGGCUUAAAAUGUCCUUUGCCCGCGGUUUAA
This is a messenger RNA of Trypanosoma conorhini, 429 nucleotides long. RefSeq lists its product as uncharacterized. NCBI's taxonomy places the organism in Eukaryota, Euglenozoa, Kinetoplastea, Trypanosomatida, Trypanosomatidae. Bases 1 to 429 code for a protein of 142 amino acids. The transcript has a single exon. The record is from RefSeq and is a predicted model, not a curated record.